AAAGGGAGUGUUUAAAAAUUGGAGUAGACACCUCUCCUAAAGCUCUGAUGUUGUCAGGUCGUGUUGCUCUUGUUACUGGAGCUGCUGGCGGUAUUGGACUAGCUACCAGCCGUCUCCUUCUUCAAUCAGGAGCAAUGGUUGGUGCUGUUGAUAAAUCUUCUAGUCUGAAAUCAACUUGUGAUGCUUUGGGAGAAGAAUUUGGCACAAGUAACAUAGCCUGCCUUCCUUGUGAUGUAUCUGAUGAUGAUGCUUUGAAAAAUGUUUUUAAAGAGACAAGUCGGCAGUUUGGCUCACUAGAUAUAGUCAUAAAUAAUGCAGGAAUAGGUGAUGAAAGGUAUUGGAAGAAGCAAAUAAAAGUUAAUCUGCAAUCUGUCAUCAAUGGGACAUACUAUGCAAUGGAGCUAAUGUCACCUGAUAAAGGAGGAGUAAUAGUUAAUGUAUCAUCAAUGGCUGGAUUACACCCAGUGAGUACUGGCCCUGUAUAUUCAGCAGUGAAACAUGGAGUUGUUGCUUUUACUAGAGCAAUGAAAGAAAAUGUAGCGGAAAAGGGCAUCCGUAUAAAUUGUAUUUGCCCUUACUUUGUUGACACUACAAUGGGUAGAGCUGGUUUAAAGGCCCUGCCUGAAGCAGAAGCAAAUGAAGUGCUUAAAAAUGGAAUAUUAAAACCUGAGUUCAUUGCUAAAGGUAUAAUGGAUCUAAUAACUGAUACUAGCAGAAAUGGUGCUAUCCUCAGAGCUAACCCAUGGCAAGGACUCAUGUAUCAGAGAUACAAGGAAGACAUGAAAUCAAAACUUUAGCUAUAGCAUUGAUGUGCAUAAUGUAGAUUUAUAAAUAAUUUUUAAUAGAUCUAGAUGAAUUUUUACUUUAAAACC
Molecule: messenger RNA, 872 nt
Organism: Amphimedon queenslandica
Lineage: Eukaryota; Metazoa; Porifera; Demospongiae; Haplosclerida; Niphatidae
Product: 15-hydroxyprostaglandin dehydrogenase [NAD(+)]-like
Exons: 7
Coding region: 48-797 (249 amino acids)
Cellular component (GO): cytoplasm
Molecular function (GO): oxidoreductase activity, acting on the CH-OH group of donors, NAD or NADP as acceptor
Source: RefSeq, a predicted model, not a curated record